Neurospora tetraspora is the source of this 3990-nucleotide messenger RNA. RefSeq lists its product as uncharacterized. The transcript has 3 exons. NCBI's taxonomy places the organism in Eukaryota, Fungi, Ascomycota, Sordariomycetes, Sordariales, Sordariaceae. The record is from RefSeq and is a predicted model, not a curated record. Bases 1 to 3990 code for a protein of 1329 amino acids.
AUGGCCGGCCAUAACCCACCAACAGCGCCCUCUCAGUCCAAGGAACGACAUGGCGGCAGUGUCAUAGCACUGGAAGGUCCAGAAGAGGUUGUCGCUACGCAGUUAUACCUCCUCCCUCCUUCAUCCCAGAUUAUGGUCCUUCCAAAAAUCCAGCAUUAUAUAUCAACAUCUCCGAUAUCACACCACCAGAAACAGUUACGGCACAGAUCCGACCCCCGAAAUAUCAUAUCGACCAUUCACCACGCAGCCAAGCGAAGGCAUUCGGUGGCUAUGGAGUUCCUUCAACACUCAACGGCCGAGAGGAAGCGGGCCGUUUUUCUAGAAGGGGGGACAUGCGGUGCUAAGCUCAUGUGUCUGGAUGCAAUCGGAAAGGCAUACACGGCAGGGAAUCUGGAAAAAGCGGCAGCCAUCCUUGACCGACUUAUGAGCCAGGGUCUCAAGAGUCUUGAUGACAAUGGAUUUGAUGUUGACUCAAUCAUCGACCCGAAAUCGAGUGACCCAUGGGUCGGGAACCCCGAUGUCGACAAGGAUGUUUGGGCAAACAAGGGUAUCGAAACCAACGGAAGGGAGGACGACGACGAGAUGGAAGAUCCAAUCACGAAAGCCAUGCGGGCUGCUGAUGCGCUUGAUAAGGAAACAGAAAACCUUCAGCCGCCGAACCAUGACGUUGACCUCAGCGUGCCAUUGGACUUCGGAUUGAUGAAGCCACGUGCUAGAAGUUUGAGCAUGUCGGCCGUUGAAAAUAUGGUUGCCGCUCCCGACGGAGUGAUCCGUGAGAGGGAAGUCGAUCUGGACAUGUCUGCGGCCGCAAACACAAACGCAUUCCAGCUGCUCCCAUCACCGCUUCUCUUCUCGUCAAACCCUGCAACCAAAACAUCUUUCUUGGCAGUCUCUCCUACCAAGAACACUCAGGGGCAGCUUAGGAAAGCGAGGUCUUAUGAGCCUCCCCAGAACCUGAGGGAGACCAAAUUCAAUCUCAAGGUGGAUGAUUUCGACAAUGCGCAGAUGGCUUCCAUUGCUGCCCAACAUUGGCAUGCAAGGGAGUUGACAGAUGGCGCAGGUAUUGGCGUCGCGACCACGUUGCCGGGAUCAGGUACCGGUACCGAAGGCAAAGACCGAGAAUGGGACGGCACAGCGAGCAUAUCCAAUUACUCAACCGCCACCCCUACAACCCACGAUGCAACCCACGUGGGAAGCCACGCGACGGUAUCUCCUAAACCGCCACGAUUCCACGUCCCGCUUCGAAAUUUCUUCGAGAAGAAGCCAAGGGCCUUUGAAGGGCUGAACCUGGAGGACGGCGUUAUCGGAACCGAAGGUCGAACAUCAUCAGAUGAAACAAAACCCUUUGAGCCCCUCCUACCCUUCAAUGAGCAUUACGUGAUCCACUUCUCAAACGGAAAACCUGAUGACCAGUUCAGCUUCGUGUCCAGUCGCUACAAAGACUGCUUCGGCUCCAAACACCGACCAUCCACCUCGUAUUCGCCAAAAACCGAUGCGACAGCCGUAAGUCCUCACACCAAGGAGCUAUCGAGGGACAUGACUCCCAGCGAACACAACAUGUAUUCCGCUUCCGAAUAUGACCCUUAUCGGUACGAAGAACAGCUCAAGCCGCAGUCAACCACGCCUACACCUGGCUACGUCUUCCCCGCUUCUUUUCCGAUCACACCGUCAGCAAGCAGGUUCCAUGAUCUGUCUACCCACAAUAAGACUGCCGUCUGGGUACAAAACACCCUUCGAUCAGUCCUCGACAACCAUACUCCUGUCGAGGAGAUCGACUACCUGUCGUCAGACGCAGACUCCCCGGAUCCGCAAUUGCGCAGUCUCUGGGAGCCCUUAUUGUGCGCCGAAAUGGACCGGCAAAAGGAGGAGAGGAAGGUCGACCUUAUCUUGGCCAUUGGCGCCGAGGGCGGUGUCAAAAAGGACUUCAAACAAGGAGUCAUGGCCAAGAUUGAGCAGCAUGGGUUUCCUUCCAAUGGUGAUGGGAUGUCGCGGAGCGGGCGCCUGGGUUUGCGAUAUCUGAUAGGAAACGCUAUGCAAACCUUUACCUCCCAGCCGCUGGCCCAACAGUCCAAGGAGAACCCCUUCUCCAACCCUACGCUGUUGGCGAGCCUUAUCAUCCCCCAUAUCGACACUUAUUUGCGCGGAAACGACAACGUUCACUUUCUCCUCAUCGAGUACCCGGUUGAGCACUUGUCCACCAUGUUGGCUAUGCAGAAGCUUAUGGGGAGCCAAGUCAUGAAGGUGGCUGGCAUUUCCAAGGAGACAGACACGACGAUAUUCUCGAUGGCCGACUAUCGACUCUCGGCUAUGGCAUCCGAAGCCGAGAUCUCGGAAUGUGUCGCAGCCAUCCGUGAUACUUUGGCCUCGAUUUCGGACUUCUACAAGCCCCAGACGAGUGAUGUGCUAGCGCCUACAGCCAAUGAUGCUGCCCAGGGGGAGAAGGAGGUCACAGCGAAGCCCUUGAGCACCAAGAGCAGCAACCUAACGAAUGCCAGCAUUGCGCCCCUGCUCCCACCACAACAACACUCACCACACCACAAGCCAUCACCUGUUGCUAUACCAACCUUCACAGCCAUUUCAACCCCUCCACCACCUCUUCUCCCUGCUUCUCCGGCGGAUACCUACAACCACACUCACACCUAUGUCCAUAGCAAUGGCCAGAACCAUGGCCACGGGCUCCAUACCUACAUGCCCACAGCAGCCAUUCACCUACCAACCCGCUCCAUCUCCCCACCUCCCUGCUCUCACUGCUCGUCGACUCUCAGCACGUCGAUAACUAGAAGCAACACCCUCAUAAGCCACGGCACAGUUCCCGUAGCAACCCCGGCCGUCGUCCCACCACAAUCUCCCCAUUCCAUAACCAGAGCGACUUCCCAACGCCCCAGCAUCAGCGGCGGUAGCAGACCAACACCGUCAUCGCCCUCCGGAUCCAGCACCAUCAGCCCGCGGACCAAGAUCCCAUCCACCAUCAGCACAGCUACUACCUGUGUAGUACAGCAAAACCCACCACCGACCCUCGUCCCCACCAUCACCACCACCAACACCACCUCUACCACGACACCCGGCGCAGCAGCAACAACGAUAACCAGACUCCAAUCCCCCCUCUCCCUCUCCUCCGGCCCUUUGUCGUCAGGCGCAUCCACCUCCUCGCUCAUCUCGACCGGAACCGACUUCAACACCGACGUAGACGAUUCCGAUUCCGAAGCCGAAGCCGAAGACGACGACCAAGUCGAAUCCGACGAAGACCCCUUCGACUUCUUCGAGAUCGACUUUGAAGAGCGUCGGCUGAUGCCCAUGUUUUUGAAAUCACAAAUCGAAGCCCAUGUCGCUGCUUCCGCUGCUUCCGCUGCCGCUAUCCAGGGGCAUCGGAGCCCCGUAGGGAAUAGGGAGGUGGUGGAUUUGGAGACGUUGUUGGGUGGGGGGAGGAAGGAUUUUGGGGAGAGGUUUGCUAGUGGCCAAGGCCUUCAAUGUCCCCUGCCUCCGGAUGAAGUUCUUGGUGGUCGUGGCAGCGGGGAGCAGGGUGAGAAGAAAAAAACCAGUAGUGAGAAACAACGUGGUGGGAUUGGAAAGAAGCAGCACAAGAAAGGGAGCAAGAAGACGAAGAAGGGCAGGAACAGCACCGAGACACUAGCUCCAGCGGUGGUAGGGCUAGGCGCAGUGGCAUCAGCGCUGGAGGAAGCAAAUGAAGGUCACCACCACAAACCCAACAACAACAGCCUCAAAAAGAAGAAGAAAAAGAACAACACCAAGACCAACGCAGCAGCGCCCAACAGACCCCUGAGCCCGUGCAACCCAAACCAGCCGGACCGGGACCCAGGUAAUGGUGGUGGAAACAACACGUACACCCGCCCGGCAUCAAGGAAAACUACUACGACGAUGAAAGACCAACAGGCCUCAACACAUUAUUCUCCGGGAGGCGUGGGGGUGGCGGUGGCGCACAUGGGGGGAGGAGAGCAAAGGAAGGCUUUGAGGUGGUUGGGGUUGGCGUGA